AUGAAGAGGACUAGCCCUUUAGUUUUAUAUUUCUCUCGAGUUCCUGAGCAACAGGGUGCUGCCGAACAACAACCGCAAUCUCAAGCUCCUCCACCGCAAUCUCAAGGUACAGAACAGGAGACAAUUGGGACUAGAGCUAGUGCUGCACAAGCACAGAACCAACUUGAGGAAGUAAGAACAGCUACAACUAGUUUGCCUGCAGUAGAACAAACUAGAAAUGAAAAUAUUGAUUUUGUGGAGGAGGAGGAGGGCGGUUCCAAUCAUGUCCUUAAUCCUCAAGAUAUUAUUGCAGAUCCAGGUUGUCAAAAACCAAUUGAGGAAAUGCAUCCAAACAUUAGGGAUGAUGCAAAAAGGGAGUCUGUCUUGUUAGGUCCAUGUCAACCAAAAGGUUUGUCGAUGCACAAGGACAAGUUAUUGAGAGGUUCCUUGCAUGGUUGGGAUGAGCUGUUUGAGGAGGUAAUGGAGUUAUGUGCAAUCCAUCACAUCAUUGUCCCAAAUAUGGAGGAGAACGUAACUGUUCAAGGUCGUUCAAGGGGCCGUGGAGGGCAGCAGAUUUAUGAUGUUGAUUUCUCCCAAUAUGAUCAUGAUCGGCUUCCGCAACAACUUGAUAACUUCAUUAGUGAUGCGAGAGCUGAUCCUUCCUUUGCAAAUUGUAUGGACCUUGGUGAACUUGCUAUAAAGUUGGUUCAAACUGAAAGGCACACAACCUUUCCAUUGGUUUAUCGCCUCAUUGAGUUGGCCUUGAUUUUACCUAUUGCAACCGCCACAGUAGAAAGGAUUUUCUCAGCUAUGAAGAUUGUCAAGACUGAGUCUCAGAAUAAAAUGGCGGAUGAGUGGUUAAAUCAUAGGAUGGUAUGUUAUGUUGAGCGAGCUGUGUUUGCAACCAUCCAAAAUGAUGACAUCUUACGGCAUUUUCAAGAAUUGAAGACCCGAAAGAAGAAGUUACCUAGAGUUGUUAUUGAGGACAAGGAAGUGGACGAUGCGAAUGCACCAAAUCAGGAGCGUCACUAG
Messenger RNA from Miscanthus lutarioriparius, 1011 nucleotides. The record is from the annotation of a GenBank genome assembly. Lineage: Eukaryota; Viridiplantae; Streptophyta; Magnoliopsida; Poales; Poaceae.